AUGCCUACCGCAUCAACAUACCCCCUAUUGGAUAUCCCACAGGUGGAUCUCUGGGAGUUUCUUUUCGAACGAAAAGAUAGAGAAUAUCCUGAUGAUAAAGCAAUUUACACGGAUGCCGAGACGUCACGGUCAUAUAACUACAAGCAACUGCGAGAUACCGCGAUAGAGUUUGGGAAAGGUCUGAAAGCUGUUUGGGAAUGGAAGAAAGGCGAUGUGCUUGCACUUUACACACCAAAUUGCAUCGACACCCCUGCUGUACUUUGGGGAACCCAUUGGGCCGGCGGAAUAGUCUCUCCUGCAAAUCCCGGAUACACUGUCGAAGAAUUGACUUUUCAAUUGAAGGAUUCCGGGGCAAAGGGAAUUGUUACACAGAAGCCUUUCCUAAAAGAAGCACAAGCAGCAGCUAAAAAUGCUGGUAUACCCGAAGAUAGGAUAAUUUUGGUGGGCGAUGGAAGGGAUGAGACGCACCGAUUUAAGCACUUUACGAAUGUGAGAAACUUGGCUGGCACAUCAAGAUAUAGGAGGACGAAGAGUAAGCCAGAGGAUUUAGCAUUUUUGGUUUACAGUAGUGGGACGACUGGUCACCCAAAAGGAGUUAUGCUUACGCAUGGAAACAUUGUUGCGAAUACCUCCAUGGCAAACGCAGCUGAGGGGAGCAAUCUAAGUUGGAAAGGCGGAAAGGAUGGCAAAGGAGACAAACUUAUGGCCGUUCUCCCCUUUUUCCACAUCUAUGGCUUGACAUGCAUUAUUCACUUUUCACUCUAUAUGGGUUUGGAGUGCAUUGUGAUGGAGAAAUUCGAGUUGGAUAAAUUUUGCCAAACAAUACAGAACUUUGGAGUUACAUUUGCUUACGUGGUUCCCCCUAUUGUUCUCAUGCUUGGAAAGAGCCCAGUAGUUUCUAAGUACGAUCUAUCUACUGUCAGGAUGAUGAGCUCAGGCGCGGCGCCAUUGACACGAGAACUUGUUGAUGCUGUAUAUGCUCGUCUCAAGAUCCCAAUCAAGCAAGGUUAUGGUCUUAGCGAAACAAGUCCUACCACUCAUAUUCAGCCUUGGGAAGAUUGGAACAAAUAUCCGGGCUCUGUCGGACGUCUACUAUCAAAUCAAGUAGCAAAGUAUAUGAACUCCGAAGAAAAGGAGGUUCCGGCAGGACAGACUGGUGAGCUUUGGGUUAAGGGGCCUAAUGUUUUCAAAGGUUAUCUCAACAAUCCCGAGGGUACCAAGAACGCGUUAACAGAGGAUGAAUAUUUCAAAACUGGAGAUGUGGGACAUCAGGAUAAAGAUGGCAAUUUUUAUAUCACUGAUCGAGUCAAGGAACUGAUCAAGUACAAAGGUUUCCAAGUGCCACCGGCAGAGUUAGAAGGUCUCCUGAUUUCUCACGAAGACAUAGACGAUGUUGCAGUGAUCGGUAUCUACAAUGAAGAACAAGCAACAGAAGUACCAAGAGCUUAUAUUGUUCCAAGGAAAGGAGUUGCGGGCGAUAAAGAAGAGGAAAAGAAGAUCAUGGCAUGGUUGCAAGCAAAGGUCGCGAGUCACAAGAGGUUGAGGGGAGGAGUGAAAUUUGUAGAUGUAAUUCCUAAGAGUCCGAGUGGAAAGAUUUUGAGAAGACUUUUAAAGGAUCAGGCAUUAAAAGAAGGGGAAAAGGCGAAGUUGUAG
Messenger RNA from Botrytis fragariae, 1653 nucleotides. Its product is annotated as putative phenylacetyl- protein. NCBI's taxonomy places the organism in Eukaryota, Fungi, Ascomycota, Leotiomycetes, Helotiales, Sclerotiniaceae. The transcript is spliced from 3 exons. Gene Ontology annotation, molecular function: CoA-ligase activity. Gene Ontology annotation, biological process: secondary metabolic process. The coding region runs from base 1 to 1653 and encodes 550 amino acids. The record is from RefSeq and is a predicted model, not a curated record.